GCCUACAUAUGUAUGUACCUACCUCGCUGCUCUCUUCUACAUACUGUCUUGUCUGUACACUGGACGAUAUGAAGCCCAGAAAUUGAGCAUGAACAUGCUAAGUACUUUACACCUGCCAACUGGCCGUAGUAUUGGUGUAUGAGGGUCCGACAGUUCCAAGUUCCAAGCCAGGCCCAAUGCUGGCACGUCCAGUGUCGAAAAAAAAAUAGAAUUAAAAAUCUCUGUCCCCGGGAUCGUGACUUGUGUAUCUGAUCUUGGGCUACUUGAACUAUAGAUAUACCAUACUAAAAUAACAUGAGUGCGUGAAAACAUCUCGUCCUUUCAGAUGCCAAGCACUCUAAAUCAGACUGUAGAUUGAGACACUAAAACCCCAACUCCGCCUUAAGUGUUUUAAAAAGAUCUCCAUGAUCCCCAGGUAAUCUAUUUUAACCGCAUAAAAAGGUGUGACCAAAGAACGGUAGCCGACAUGCUCAGUAAGUGUCCUUUAUUGUGCCUCUGUGCGGCUCCUAAGACCAGCUAAAAGCUGCCGAGGAUUGACUAUGAUGUCACUUGGCAAAGGCGAACUAUCAGCUUGGUACCCGGUGUCCCAGGCGCUUCUGAAAUGCUACUGAAAGGUUACAUAUCCACGACAUAAUAAAGUGAGCAAACACGGGCGGCAUGCAGUCAAUAAGAGCUGCUAGCAGAGUGCCCGUCAUCGUGAGUACCCCGCCCAGUCGUGGAGCAGCCGGAAUCUUCGGCUACAACCGGCGUUCAUUCGCCGUCACAAUAAGGUCGUCUCCUCAUUGUCGUUCCUUGAAUGCUAUAACGGCUGGCUGCGCUGCUGUCUUAGUCUCUGCCGAGGUGUUCUCAUCUCAUCAUCGCACUAUUGCUACCACAGCAGUCAGUAUGUCUCGGCAUCCAGAUUUCAAGACAGUGGAGGCGUCCCGUCCCGACUGGAACACCUCCUCCAGCCUCCGAUACACCAAAACUGCCGACCCCGACUGGACGCACGGGUCAGGCGCCAACAACCUUGACGCCGGAGCCGCCUCAAAGAAGCAUGUCUCCAUCGACCCGUAUGAGCCGGGUCGACCGGCCAACUUCAACUAUAAGCUUCUCAUCUCGGGUAUCACACCACGGCCUAUCGGCUUCGUAUCAACGCGCUCGGGGUCGAAGGAUGGGUCGGCUGCUGCGGCGGAAGAAACAUUCAACCUGGCGCCUUUCUCGUACUUCAAUGUCGUGUGCACGGAUCCCCCCAUCUUCGCACUGGGCGUGUCGGGGGCGCUCGCCAACCCCAAAGACACGCUGCGUCAUCUCGUCGCCAAUGGCGAGUGCACAGUAAACAUCAUCAGCGAGCAUUUUAUCGAGGCGGCGAACGCAACGAGCGUCGAUGCGCCUACGGGGUGUUCCGAGUGGACUAUCAGUGGAUUGACGCCGUUGCAUGAUUGCGAGACAGUCCGCGCGCCGCGCGUUGGCGAGGCCGUCUUCUCCGUGGAGUGCAAGGUUGAGAGCAUCCGCGAGUUCGAGAGCCGCGGGACGCCCGGCAAAAUAGGCGGGUGUGUAGUUCUGCUAGAAGGCCAGCGCUUUUGGGUUCGCGAAGACGCUGUUAAUGACGAGCGCAACCUCAUUGACCCUGCGGUAUUGCGCCCCAUGAGCCGCUUUGGGGGUAUCACGUAUGGGCGCACUAUUGAGGUGAUCGAGCUGCCGCGUCCUGUUUUCGAGAGAGACGUUGGUAUGGAGGAGUAUGAGAGGCUGAAGAAGAAGGCGGCGGAUAAAGCUGCGCAGUGAGAAGUUGAGGGCGGGCAGGCAUGAUUAGGCAUUGCAAGACAUAGACAUUAGAGAAGAGGGUAGGGCUAAAGGGUACGAAUAAUGACUGCUAGAACAUCUACUCUAGGAUCGCGUACCAUUACGUGUUUUCAGCUUCUAUAGCUUGUGACAAUCAAGGACGGAUUUUAUCGCCUGUCGUACUGAAUCCAACGGAAGGUGUCCCGCAGAAUGUUUGUCCAUGCCAUUCGUAGCUUUGCACUACAUUCUGUUCACUGCAGGGAGGCUUGCCGAGGAUCCAAGGAUUCCCUCGACUGGAGAUACGGCAGUGGUUUGGCUUCCAUCUUUAAGUACCCCUUGGAAUGAUCUUUGGUCAACGAUGUUAUCACGUGUACAAACAUCCCAGAUCCACUGAAAUACACAGCUUGACCAACGCUAGCAUUUCCCCAGAUAGUGGCUACAAACAUUCUCACCCAUGCUACACACGAUGAAUAAAUACACUCCAAAGAUUCUAUCGUAAAGUGUCACUCCCGUAAUGAGCUUCUUCAACG
This is a messenger RNA of Xylaria bambusicola, 2291 nucleotides long. RefSeq lists its product as uncharacterized. NCBI's taxonomy places the organism in Eukaryota, Fungi, Ascomycota, Sordariomycetes, Xylariales, Xylariaceae. The transcript is spliced from 2 exons. The coding region runs from base 658 to 1764 and encodes 368 amino acids. Gene Ontology annotation, molecular function: FMN binding. The record is from RefSeq and is a predicted model, not a curated record.